Molecule: messenger RNA, 2934 nt
Organism: Nyctereutes procyonoides (raccoon dog)
Lineage: Eukaryota; Metazoa; Chordata; Mammalia; Carnivora; Canidae
Gene: ANKS3
Product: ankyrin repeat and sterile alpha motif domain containing 3
Exons: 19
Coding region: 300-2423 (707 amino acids)
Cellular component (GO): cilium
Molecular function (GO): protein binding
Source: RefSeq, a predicted model, not a curated record
CUGCCGCGCGCCUGCGGGGCCCGGCCGCUUGCUCGCCGCGGGGGCUUCUGGCUGCACUUCCGCUUCUGCAGCCGCGCGGCGGCGACGGCGGAGCCACGUGCGGUGCGGGGUUACCGGACGGGGGCGGCCGGCGACGUGGGUGCAGCAGUCGGGGCUCGGGCUGGGUCCCCGGGUCGCCGCGACGAGACCUCUUCCCCGUGCUUGUCUGGGCUGAAGGAACCCGGCCCCCUGAGUGGGGAUCCGGCCCUACGGACGAGCAUAAGCGUUCUCCGCAGAGCAGCUACCCGGUCGUUGAGGUAAUGUCGGAGCUCAGCGAUGAAGCCAGUGAGCCAGAACUCCUGAACCGCAGCUUGUCCAUGUGGCAUGGGCUGGGUGCUCAGGUCAGCCGGGAGGAGCUGGCCGUCCCCUUGGAUCUUCACACAGCUGCUUCCAUCGGCCAGUAUGAAGUGGUGAAGGAAUGUGUGCAGCGGAGAGAGUUAGAUUUGAAUAAGAAGAAUGGUGGUGGCUGGACCCCACUGAUGUACGCCUCCUACAUUGGACAUGAUACCAUUGUGCACCUGCUGCUUGAGGCGGGGGUGAACGUGAAUGUGCCGACCCCAGAAGGGCAGACUCCGCUGAUGCUGGCUUCCAGCUGUGGCAACGAAAGCAUUGCCUACUUUCUCCUCCAGCAAGGUGCUGAGCUGGAAAUGAAGGACAUUCAAGGCUGGACUGCCCUCUUCCACUGCACCAGCGCUGGGCACCAGCAGAUGGUCAAGUUCCUGUUGGACAGUGGAGCAAAUGCCAACGUGAGGGAGCCGGUGUAUGGAUUUACUCCUUUGAUGGAAGCAGCUGCUGCUGGCCAUGAAAUAAUUGUGCAGUAUUUCCUUAAUCACGUGGAAGGUUUGUGGAGACCCUGCGUCGAGCAAGUCUGCGGGUACCAUUUUUCCAACAGCAUUCAUUCACUCUGCAUCUCUGUGUCUCAUUUUGUAUUCACUUUAUUGUGGGGUCUGGAACGAACCUGCAGUGUCUCUGAGGGAGUCCGAGUGGACACAAGAGACCACAGUGGGGCCACAGCCCGGAUGCUGGCCAAGCAGUAUGGACACAUGAAGAUCGUCGGGUUGAUAGAUGCUCACUCGCCUUCUCUGCCCAAGAACCUCUAUCGGAGCCCAGAAAAAUUUGAAGAUCUAAGCUCUUCAGAUGAAUCCUGCCCUGUUCCCCAGAGACAGAAGCUCUAUCGGAAAAAGGGCCUCAGCAUCCAUGAGGGGCCCCGAGCCUUGGCCAGGAUCACAGCUAUCGGACUUGGAGGCAAGAUCCAGCAGCCUUGCUGUGAGCAGGUGCCUCCACAGGGCUAUGUCACCUUCCACAGCAGCGAUGAGAACCCACUGGAUGUGGGGGGCCUCUGCUACAGGGAUGUCACGUCCCCUAUCAACGACCGGGAUGGGGACAGCAGCAGCAGCAGCAGCCGGGAAGAGCAUGCCUUCUGUGCCAACCUGGGAGCCGUGAGGCGCAGCAGCAGCAGUGAGGGCUUGAUGAGAGCCCCAGGAGUCAGCAGUGAGGCCUCUCUGGAGAGCAACGAGGAUUCGGAUCAUGCCUGUAAAAGUUCAGUUCGCAAGCAAACUAAAAGUUAUAUGAAGACCAAGAAUCGUUACAGCAACAGUGACAACCAGUGGCCUACCAGCACCGGGACUUCUGGGGCAGCCUGUUCCCCAGGAUGCAUUCCUCAGACAGAGAGGGCCCCCUAUUCAGGACCUCAGGACCUCGCCACGCUGCUGGAGCAGAUUGGGUGUCUGAAGUACCUGCAGCUGUUUGAGGAACAGGAUGUGGACCUCCGCAUCUUCCUGACCCUCACUGAGAGCGACCUGAAGGAGAUUGGCAUCACGUUAUUUGGGCCUAAGAGGAAGAUGACCUCUGCCAUUGCCCGCUGGCACAGCAGUGCCCGUCCCCCCAGCGAUGCCCUGGAGUUGGCCUAUGCUGACCGGCUCGAAGCUGAGAUGCAGGAGCUUGCCAUCCAGCUGCACAAACGCUGUGAGGAGGUGGAGGCCAUGCGAGGCCAGGUGUCGCAGGAGCAGGAGCUGCGGGCGGUGGUGGAGACCUGCCUCCUGGAGCAGGACGGUGCCCGUGAGGACGUGCGUGCCCAGCUGCAGGAGACGUGGGCCCUGGCCCAGGACGCUGCUCUCAUCUUGGACCAGCUGCGAGCCUGUCAAGCCGAGCUGUCAGCCAGAGUGAAGCAGGAGGUGUCCACCCGAGGGCUCCCCCUGGCCGCUGCCCUCCCCACAGCUGACUCCAAAGGCUGGCAGGCCUCCCUGCAGGCUCUGAGCCUCCCUGAGCUGUCAGGAACACUGGAGGAUCGAGUUCAGGAAAUGGGGCGAGUGCUAUGCUCAGUGACCCAGAGCUUGGAGAAGCUGCAGGUGCUGAACGGGAAGGAGAACUGGCGGGAGCCUUAGCUGGGAGGGACGGCUUCUCUUUCCCUUCUCAGACUCCGACGUUGGGUGACUGAUCCACCCUGAAGCUGUGCCUGGAAGACAGGAGGGCAGAGUGUGGGCGCUGCCGUAGGCCGGGCCCCACUGGGCCAGAGGAUCAGGCCCCAGGAGCAGCCGGCAGAAGCAGGACAGGGCUGGGGCCGGGGCAGCAAGGCCCACACGGAGGCAGGACGAGGGCCUCCAGCCCAGAAUCUGGGGGUGAGUCCCAGAGCGGGCAGGGCCCUGUGGAGAGAGAGGAUCCCCAUACACCGCAGGUGCCCCACGGAAAGGACUGGGCGCCUGGGCAGCAUAUUGUCAUUUGCUGGAAAAUAAAAUGUGAGAUUUGCUGGUGAGGGGCUCCGUUCUGGUCCCAUGACACAGAUACUGGCUGACAGACCAAGGGGCAAGCCAUGCCGCGACCCCCACUUCAGGAACCUGGAACCUAGGCCCCUCCGUCAGGAGACCACCAUGCUCAGAGCAGGGCCGACAGGGUGAC